Harpia harpyja (harpy eagle) is the source of this 1592-nucleotide messenger RNA. It is a transcript of the gene HSF2BP, whose product is annotated as heat shock transcription factor 2 binding protein. Bases 69 to 1079 code for a protein of 336 amino acids. The transcript is spliced from 8 exons. Gene Ontology annotation, cellular component: cytosol. The record is from RefSeq and is a predicted model, not a curated record. Lineage: Eukaryota; Metazoa; Chordata; Aves; Accipitriformes; Accipitridae.
UGACGCCAGAGGCUGAGCCCUUCCCGCCCUGACUCCUUCCCACGAGGCUGGCGGCGGCCGUUGGCGCGAUGCGGCGCCGCGCCGGCCUCGCUGGCGCCGCGCAGAAGGCUGACACCAAAGAGGAAUUUGUUAAAGUUAAAAGGAGGGAUUUGGAAAGGCUGACAACUGAGGUUAUGCAAUUGCGGGAUUUCUUACCCAAAAUAGUAAAUGGGGAUAUCCUGGGGACGUUGCAGAAACUGGAUGCUAUUGAAUCAAACAUGGAGAAAAAGGAGGAGGAAAUAGAGCAGCUGAAAAUGGAUUGUGAACACUUCAGAGCCCGUCUGGAAACAGCCCAGGCAGAUUGCAUGAGGGAGAAGAAGGAGAAACUAGACCUUCGCCAGCAGCUGAAUGAGGCCAAGCAGCAGCUCCUGCAGCAAGCAGAGUAUUGCACAGAAAUGGGUGCAGCAGUGUGCACAUUGUUAUGGGGUGUAUCUAGCAAUGAGGAAGCUGUUAAAACCAUUUUAGGAGGAAGUAAAGCAGUAAAGUUUUUCACAAUCGCUGCACAGACCAUGGAGAGCUUUGUGAAGUCAUUAAGUGAAGACAUGAAACAGCAGGAUCUGGAUUCUGAUGAAAAUCAGUUUGUAUUAGCUUUGGCAGGGAUUGUAACAAAUGUGGCUGCACUGGCAUGUGGCCGUGAGUUCUUGGUUAGUUCAAGUCGUGAAUUACUGGACACAAUGAUGCACCUCCUGGGAGACAUGAAGCCAGGACUCUGUACCAAGUUUAAAGUGCUAAUGCUAAUGUCACUUUACAAUGUGAGUAUCAACUUGAAAGGCUUGAAGUACAUCAGUGAAAGUCCAGGUUUUAUUCCUUUGCUUUGGUGGCUAUUGAAUGACCCGGAUACCGAAGUUUGUCUUCAUGCUCUGCGGCUCCUCCAGUCUGUGAUUCUGGAGCCAGAAGUAUUAGCCAAGUCAGCCUCUGAGAUGCGUGAUACUUUGCCAUUUCAGCGUAUCAUUGCGCUGUCAAAGAGCCGCAAUGCAGAACUGCAAGCACUUGCAAAAGAACUACUUGACGAUCUUAAAAUACUUGAUUAUGAAGCAUAGAAGAGCUCUAUGACACCAACUGCUUACGUCUUUCCUAUAUUUUUAUGCUGCAAGAGUUGUUGGAGUUGGGCUUGAUUGAAAAAACUCUGCCUAAGUUCCUCUGACAAAAUCUUUUUCACGAAUUAGGUAACCCAACUAAAAUAACACGUGGGAAAAUGUGUUGGGUUUUAGUUGCCUAAAUAUAAUCUUAGGUGAUCUGGUAGAGAUGGGGCAGACUUAAUUUCUUUGAGUAGGAUUUUGUUGAUAAUGGGUUUCCAAAAUGAUCCAGGUUAUGUUGUCUAUUUACCGUAUAUAGAGGGAGUAAAGUAGUCAUCUCAUUCAUUGAUAAUAUAUAGUUUAUUGCAGUAGUAAAUAAUCCUUUUGGUCCAUCCUUAAGAAUUAUUGUACUGUGAGGAAAACUUUGUUGCUUUUCCUAACUCUUCUGUGUCAGAAUGCAUCCCGAGUUCCAGUUUUAUUGUUGCUGUUUCUCACCUCUCUUUUUCUAUUCUAAUAAAAGAAAACUUAAAUUCUGUA